UUGUACAUUUCACUUCCCUGUAUCACUUCAAAAAAUAAAACCAGUUGUGAAUGUAACAAAAUUAGCUUUAGAAUGGCAACUUCUAGUGGAGUGGUUUGUGAAAUAUGUGAAGCUCAGCAUAUUACAAAAUCAGCCAACUUUUGGUGUCCCGAGUGUGAAGAAGGGAUGUGUUCCGAAUGUAAAGAACAUCACAGUUUCGCAAAAGCCACUCGAAACCACGAAAUUAUUUCUAUUGAAAAUUAUCUAAAAUUGCAGUCAUCAAUUUCAAAAAUAGCCACAUAUUGCUAUGAACAUAAUUUAAAAUAUCAAAACUACUGUCCACAAGACGACAAAAUCUGUUGCUCAGUUUGUAUUUCAGAAUACCAUAAGAAUUGCUGUGGAUUAAAGUCUUUGCAAGAGAUCGUAAAAACCUUCAAAGCAUCAGCUUUGCUAGAAAGCAUUGAACAAAGUUUAAAGGAUAUGAUGUCUAACAUUGACAACAUAAUGAAAGAUAGAGAACAAAAUUUGACUGCCAUUGAAACACAAAGAAAACUGUUUCACACUGAAAUAAAACAAAUACGUCAAAAAGUAAAUUCCCAUCUCGAUUCAUUAGAAGAACAAAUGUUGCUGAAAUUGAAUGCAGCUGAAACAGAAAUCAAGUCAAAGCUAAACACGUUAAUGUCGCAACUUACAAACAAAAGAGUGUAGAGACUUUGCAAACUAACAUAUCAGCUCUAAAAGAUUAUGCGUCCGACCUCCAGAUAUUUCUUGGGAGUAAAUCGCUUGAGAUGGAAGUAGAGACAGAAAACAAAUAUUUGGAGCCGUUGUUUCAAGACGGUAGUCUCUACCAAAACGAACUAAAAUGCGACAUAAGUGAAAAGAUAUCAGAUAUAUUGACCACCAUUACAGUCUUUGGAUCAGUGUCUAUAGAGACAUCACAACCAGCAAUCAUUUAUAAAUCAAAGAAGAAGAUACAAGCUCAGAUUUUAUCUGCUAUACCACAUCACCCGAAGUCAAUAGAUACUAUUAGCAUUUCUCUCAGAUCAAAAUUACCUUUUCCCGCCAUAUCACAAUCUAGCUUUCGUGGCUUCACGGUAUCACCAAGUGGAUUUAUUGUGUUGUCGGACACUUCUCAAAGACUUGGUAUCAUGAAUUCUUGCGGAACCUAUGAUUUUAUUAAAAAAGGUUUGAAUAGCUAUAACGAUAUCACCUUUGUUGAUGACAUUACAGUCGCUGCAUCUACAAUUAACGCAAUAGAAAUCAUUAACCUUGAUUCUAAGCUGACCGAAAGAGUAAUUAGUUUUCACGGAAUUUGUUACGGAAUACGGUACUACAAUGGAAAAUUGCUUUGUAGUGUUAUUUCAAAAGGAAUUCAAAUGAUACAGUUAUCAAACGGGCAAAUCACUGAUCUAGUUAAACAAAGAGAGCCGGAAAAUUGGUCAUAUCUAGCAAUACACGAUGACAAAGUUUAUCAAACAACGUCCAAUUAUUUUGUCAGGUGUUAUACAAUGAAGGGAGAGAUGUUAUGGGAACACAUACUUCAACAAAGUAAGGGCGUGGCACGUGGCAUCACUGUUGAUAAUAAUGGCAUAGUAUAUAUUGCAAAAUAUAAUGGUAACUCCAUUGCAUUGCUUUCUCCAGAUGGACAACGUUGUAGACAUUUACAAAUUAGUGAUACAAAGAAACCAUGGGGGCUUCAUUUCAACGCGAUAACGAACUCAAUGACCGUUGGCUGUGUGAACGGAACGAUUGAGCUCUAUGAUAUUUCGUAUUCUCAUUAGACGAACAACUACUUAAAUAUGCAUUAUGAAUCGAUAGAUAGUACAAACAACAAAACAUAGUUAAUUAUGAAAUAAAAUAUACAAGAGAGUACACGCUGAAAUAUAUCACCUGCUUUACUUUAAUACCUUGAUUGAAUUCAUGUUGAAAUUCUGUAAUAUGAAGGUUUUACUAAAAGUAUCACAUGUAUUUCUCAUUAUCAAUGAUCCAUGAAAUGAGGUCAAGGUAAAAUGAAACCUGCCAGACAGACAUGUACACCUUACAAUUAUUCAAUACACCUAAUACAUUGGCCCUGUUACAUAUACAUGUUAUAGUCUCAGAAAAAUGAACCAAACCAGAAAAACUAAAAAAUAUGUGUCCCAUCCACCCAUUUCUACAAGUCAUAUGAUUAAUGAACUACCAAUGGAAUUAGAGAAAGGAGACCUAGGACUAACAUUAGGACUAGAAUAUUGUGGCUGUCCAUUAUGUGCAGAUGAUAUUGUACUGAUGUCAACAGACGAAACAGAGAUUCAAGCAAUUCCUGAUAUUGCAUACAAAUAUCCUUUUGAAUACAGGUAUAAUAUCCAUCCGAAAAAAAAGUACUCUUAUAAAGACUGAAAGGGUCAAGUCAAAAGUUCAAUCGGAAAAUAUCAGAAUAGGAAAUGAAGCAAUACAAACUCAGUUACUGACAACCAAGCGACACAUUUAGGAAUCAUACGAGCAUCUAAAGACGAUCAAGAAUAAAUAUACAAGAACGUUUGAGUAUUGCAAGAAAGACUCUGUAAUCUUUAACUCCAGUGGGACUUAACCCAAUCAAAGCAUCGUCGAUGUUGUGAUCCAGCCAUAUUCAUAGCUAUGAUAUUCUUUCUGACCAUACUUUUUUCAAUAUUUAUUUCUCUUUUCAAUUCCAAUCUUACUGUUAAAUUUCUGUUAUUGCCCACAGGUAGGGAAUUUUGCAAUAUUGAUGCAAAUAAUGAUAUAUAUAUAUAUUGAUAUUUCAAUUUUAGACUCUGUCAGAUUUAAAAAAAAAAUAUUUGUAAUUUAAUGGCAUUGACAUGAAUGGAAAGGGAAAUCGUCAAACAAGUAAUAUUUUAUAUGCUAUUAAUAAUAACUGGCUUAAUAAUUUCCAGAAAGAUGCCUUGGAAAUGCACUUUCUCAACAACAAAAAAGAACAAAAAUAAUAACUAAUUUUUAUCUAAAUUGGUGUUCAUUUUUCAUUUAGAAAAAAUACAUUUCCUGUAUUCAAAUUUAAAUGUACAAAUACCUAAUGCUGAGAUAUUUCCAAUUACUGUUAAAUAGCAAUAUAAUGGGAUAUUAAUGUAGAACAAACAAAUAAAUGUUAUUGCAGAAAAUGCUCAGGUAAGAGUUAAGCAAUUUUGUUAAUUGUUUCAACCAAAUUUCUGAUAACUGUAACUAAUUAAUUAGAUCUUGAUUAUUGACUGAUGAUAAUGACACUGAUUUUACAAGUGAAAUAAAAUUUGCUUGCAUUUUUAUACAUAUUUUUACAUUUUUUGUCAUUUCUAUGAAAAAAAAACCAUGUCUGAUUAAUCAUUCAGCUAGCUAGCAAAAUUAACAGAAUAUUUUAAUGUAGUGUAGAUCAAAAUAAAUAAUACAUUUGUAGGUUUACUAUUGAGGUCAAGAAUGUGUGUAUUCAGUUAGGUGUGUAAUAAAUUGUGCCUAUUUAAUUAUGUAACAGGUCAUGAGAUAUUAAUUGUGGUGAAUUAAGACUGGGGUUGUUUCCAAUUAAUACUUACAUCUUUGAGUGUAAUUAUUUGAAAAAUCAUGAGAGUUUAUAAUCAUACUGACUCUUACUUGCUUAUGGAAAGAAUUAAAGUAAUACCAUUUCAAAAAAGUGUGGGAAUCAACCUAGAUAUAUUAACACACAUAUUGACCUAAAUUUUAUAGACCAAAAACUUACACAAGCAUAAGAUAAUAAUAUAAUACUUUCAAAAUUGUUAUCAACUGAUUCAAUUGAUGUAAAACAUACUUUUUCAAUUUAUUUCAUAAAUAGUAAAUCAUUAUAAAUUUUGAUUUACAAAGGAACUAUAUGCAGGGUUGUUCGACCAAUCUUUUCUUAAUUUAAGGGCAAAUAACAUGUCAAAAGUUGGCAGUUGAUGAUUAAAAUGGUGUAGAAAGUUUCUGCAAGUCAUAAAAACACAUAAUUA
Molecule: messenger RNA, 3902 nt
Organism: Mytilus californianus (California mussel)
Lineage: Eukaryota; Metazoa; Mollusca; Bivalvia; Mytilida; Mytilidae
Exons: 2
Coding region: 768-1760 (330 amino acids)
Source: RefSeq, a predicted model, not a curated record